This is a messenger RNA of Aureobasidium melanogenum CBS 110374, 1461 nucleotides long. RefSeq lists its product as uncharacterized. The coding region runs from base 1 to 1461 and encodes 486 amino acids. The transcript is spliced from 2 exons. The record is from RefSeq and is a predicted model, not a curated record. Lineage: Eukaryota; Fungi; Ascomycota; Dothideomycetes; Dothideales; Saccotheciaceae.
AUGGACUUGCUAGUUCCUGCAUCCAGUCAGGCGCAGACCAGAAAAAUCCCUCUCGUCUGCGGAAUAUGUCCACACCAGCCCACCUUCUGUGACUUGUCUCAUCUGCUCACCCACAUCAGCAGCAAGGCUCAUUUAUCAACCUACUACAAACUCAAAGUCCGUUCAGGUUCUGAUAAUGCUGCUCGUCAGUCCGUCGAGGGCUACGACAUAUGGUACGCCGAGAAUGACAUCGAGUCUUUCAUGUCCGAACGUAUGAAGCACAAGGAAGAACGCAAGAAGAUCAAGACUGAGGCUCUGUCCAAUGUCAAGACCAUCAAACAGGAGGUUCACUCACCCACGGUCACUCCUUCAUCAGCAUCCUACGACGACACCGCAUCGGUCUACCCUCACCCGUACGCUGCAUUUGCACCGAUGUAUAGCUGGGCAGCACACCCUUACCUCUACCCCAGACAGGACUCAGCAUUCGUCGAGGCAUACGAUCAAGAAGCCCCGAGUGAUGUCUCACUCAUUCCCCGAAAGCGCAAGAUCAAGGCUGAGGCACCCCACACUGGAGAGGAUGAUGAGCACGACGACGACGAUACUAGCAAGCUCAAGGGUAUUGUCUGGCCUGGCAUGGGUCUCUUUGAUGCAGCCACUCCAGAGUUGAAGAAGAAGCGUAACCAGAAGAAAGACAUUUCUGUCAGCGAUCGUCUUGCUACCAUGUCCGAAGGAAUUCAGAAAGAAGAGCUGAUCUUCAGCCCAUCUGGUAGCCUUUGCAAGAAAAGAGUCAUUUCUGGCCAACCACAAGCCGAGGACGAUCUGCUACCAGGCGAAGAGUUGCCUGUCCGCGCAGCCAAAGCCAAGAAGGCUCCCAGAAAGAAGCCUCUCGAAGGCAAGAAGCCUCGUGAUGACAAGAAUUCCUCGAAGGACAAAGACCCCAACGCCCUCAUGAAGCCCACUCUUCGCCUCAAGGGCAAGAAGAAAGCCGGUAAGCAGCCCACUGCUACCACUGAUGGCGAUGAGCAAGAAGAAAGCCGCCCUGAUGAGGAGGUGCCCCGCAAGACUAGAGUCAACAAGCGCAAGAAGGCACCCCUCGACAAAGCCGAAGAGGAGGAGGAAGGCGACACUCAGAUGGACAUGAACGAGGCUACACUCGAGCAGCCUGCUGUGAUCACACAGCUUACCUCUGGAUAUCAGCAGGCCCCCAUGUACGUCGCAGCAGCACCCAUGGGGUUCAGAGCAGCCGAACCUACCUACAUGAACAUGACGGGCCAGAGCUACUACCAGUUCCCGGCUGGACAAAACCAUUCAUUCUCGUACGACCCAUCUCCCUUGACGACCUGGGACUACUUCGGAUACGGCAUGGGAAGCAGCCUGACCAACCCUCUAUUCUCUGGCAUGUUCGGAGGCAGCUUUGGAGAUGAUGAUGACGACGACGAGGACAAUGAGGGUACCAUCUCGGCACCAAUCUCAGAGUCGUGA